This is a messenger RNA of Solanum tuberosum (potato), 1230 nucleotides long. RefSeq names its product protein SRC2-like. Gene Ontology annotation, biological process: defense response. Bases 215 to 1114 code for a protein of 299 amino acids. The transcript has 2 exons. NCBI's taxonomy places the organism in Eukaryota, Viridiplantae, Streptophyta, Magnoliopsida, Solanales, Solanaceae. The record is from RefSeq and is a predicted model, not a curated record.
CAAAAGUGGGGGUGAGAGUUCAGAGUAGUCUUUAACCAUACAUAGUUAAUAUAUGGAUAAACGUUACAACCAUGGUUACUUAUAUCAUCAUCUUCCUUGAACAAGUCGCCAGCCAAGUAUCGCAAACACGUUGACCUCGCCUCUCUAUUUAUCUCCCCAAUUCAUAACUCCAUUUUCUAUCUCAAUUUCUCAAAUUUUCACUACUGAAAACACCAUGGAGUAUCGCACAUUAGACAUAAAUGUUGUUUCCGGUAAAGAUCUAAACAAGGUCAAUCUCAUCACAAAAAUGGAUGUAUACGUCGUCAUUUCAAUCUCCGGCGCCGAUGACGACAGAUCUAAUCAGAAAACCAAAACCCACGUUGAUCAUGACGGUGACAAUAACCCAACCUGGAAUUUUCCGAUCAAGUUCACCAUUGAUGAUAACGCUGCUGUUCAAAACCGUUUGCAUCUUGUUUUCAAGCUCCGAUGUCAAAAGGCGCUUGGAGAUAAAGAUAUUGGACAAGUUGAUGUACCCAUCAAAGAGCUUCUCGAAUCUUCCAAUAGCAGUAAUGGAAGUAAACAAUUUGUAAGUUAUCAAAUCAGAAAACCUUCCGGUAAACCCAAAGGUCAACUCACUUUUUCCUAUCAAUUUAGUGAUAGGAUCACCGGUAAUACUGUCGUUGAUUCUAAAAUUGAAAACCCCGUUACUGCUAAUCCGGCGUUAAAUCCAACUCCGAUGGUGGGAUCCACUUCUGUGUACCCACCGCCGCCGCCGCAGCAAGGUCCAAGUGGGCUAUACCCACCGCCUCCGACCUACGCUUGUGGUGGGAGUGGACCUGCUCCUCCACCGCAACCGAUGGGAUAUCCACCAGUGGCGGCGGGAGGAUAUGGAUAUCCGCCGGCAAUGGCAUAUCCUCCGCCAACGCAGUAUGGAUAUCCACCACAGCAAGGUGGACAUGGAUAUGGGUAUCCACAGGUGCAACGGCCGGCGAAGAAGAACAAUAAUUUGGCGUUAGGAUUAGGGGCGGGUUUGCUUGGUGGAGCACUUGGAGGAAUGAUAAUCGGAGAUGCAAUCUCAGAUGUUGGAGGAGGUUAUGAUGGUGGAUUUGGUGAUAUUGGUGGAUUUGAUUUCUGAUUCUUUUUUUAGUUGUAAUUCGAGUGUUUUUAUUUCAUGAGUAGAAAUUAGUUCUUGUGAAAAUUGUGAUAUUACGAAUUUUUUGAUGACAUAAAUAAAGCAACAUUUAAACAUAA